AAUGGCGUCUAAUAUUGAAGCCAGGUUGCGGAAAUAUCGUCAGGGAUUUGAGAAAUGUAUGAAAGAUCCAUCUAUUGUUUCUCUCCUUGCUGCAAACGCUAUCAUAUCUGACGAGGAUGCUUCUAGGAUAAAGCAUUUUUACAUAGAAGGGCAGUCAAUACGGGCGUCCAAAGAGUUGUUAGACGCAGUUUUCAAUUCAGAGGCUCUUGGAAAAUGGCAAUCAUUUAUAGAUUCCCUUGACCAUGCAGAUUAUCCGUUUUUGAAGCAACUGUUGUCAGAACAAACCACAUAUGAUGCAUUUUCAUCCAAGCAUGCUCAGACAAUCAUCUGUGUGUUUACACCAAAUCUUGAAAAAUCGAUAUGUGCAAAGGAGUUUGUGUCAGAGUUGAUGGCGAGAGGUGUACUAAACAAGACAGAUGUAGAUAUUAUCCUUAAAACAUACGAAACAAAGGGCGAUAUAUAUUCAACAAUGAUUCUCCUAGAUAGGAUGCAGUGUAGACAGGCACCUCAAAAAUGGUAUUAUGAGUUUCUGGAUGUACUGAUGAAGAAGGAUUGCCAGCAUAUAGUGAAAGAAAUAGAACCGGACUUUAUUAAAAAUCCUUCAGCAUAUAUGCCAAAGCUGGGUACAAUCGUAUCAAAUAGCACAGAGAAGGUUAUGGUUAGUCAAAGAAAAUAUUUUGAUGACGAACAAGGUGCUUGUGGAUCAAUACAUGAACAUAUUCUUGAAGACACAGGGGAAGGUUACGAAGAUACAAAUGACUUGGGAGCACCAACAUCACUUCCUGAAAAGCACAAUUCUUUCCUGAAAUCAAACGAGUGCCAAAUCGACAGCUUAGAUACGAAUUUAAAGGAGCUUAAUAUUAAACCUGAUAUGUCAAAAUCUCUUCCGAUUGCAGUAGAGACAUACCAACGGCAAAACAGCAAGCCUGGGAAGACUGAAGAAUAUAAUGCUGGUCCUGAUAAUUGUGAAGGAGAAGAAGAUGAUGAUGAAGAUUCAAUGGGUUCUGACUAUGAUAAUGCAGAAGUUGAGGCAAAGGCAUUGGCUUCGCACACAGCAGCUCCAUUUCAAUUGCGCGAAUAUCAAUUAGAACUUGCAGAAAAUGCAGUUCUUGGAAGAAAUACAAUUAUAUGUGCAGAAACAGGAUCCGGUAAAACAUGGGUUGCUUUGCAUAUCGUACAACAGCAUUUACAAAAUGCUAUGAACGGUCCAAGGAAGGUAGUGUUCAUGGCAAGGACUGGGGCUUUAAUCAAACAACAAUCUGACAGGUUUAAAAAUUAUCUUCCACAAUUUCAGACCCGUUUAAUAACAGGAGAAGAUGACGAAUCAAGGAUGUUAAACAUUUUUUUAGAAAAUUACGACAUACUAUGUUUCACACCUCAAAUUCUAGUGAAUAAUCUAGAAGACAACGUCAUAAAAAGUUUAUCAGAAUUUUCCUUGUUGAUACUUGACGAAUGCCACCAUACGAGAGGAGAUGGGCCUUACAGUACGCUAAUGAGAAAAUAUCUAGUGGAAAAAUCCAAAACAAAAAAAGAAAUGCCACAGGUAGUAGGUCUGACAGCCUCUAUUGGCGUGGGCAAAUCUCGAACAGAUCAGGAGUCGGUUGAUUACAUUCUUAGGGUAUGUGCUUGUCUGGACGUGAGAAUAAUUUCAACAGUAGAAAGAAAUUUUAAAGAAUUGAAGAAACAUGUCAGCAUUCCUGAUGAGGAAACAAUACAGCUUGUUAAGCAGAAAGAUGAUCCUUGUAAACAUCUUAUAUUGACUGCAAUGGAAGAAACGGAAGAUAUGCUACAAGAUAAUUCAUUGAUGCAACCUGAUAUGAUUGAUCUCAUGGACAAGCAGCCACGUGACCGAGAGUCGCAAGAAUACAAUAAAUGGACAGUUGAUGUAAUGAGAGCUGCACUUUUGAAGGUGGAUGACUAUGAUGUGUCCAGAGAUAUAAGUAGUUGUGCAAAAUACUUGAAUAUUUACAACUCCGCCUUAGAGGUUAAUAAACUCUUGCUAUCGAGAGAUGUCAUUAAGUAUUUGGCUGAAAAACACAGACUUGAAGGGGAAAACAAAGACAAACUUACUGAGAUGGAAAAGGAACUAUUCAGAAAUCUGCAAAAUGUGCAGAAAACAAUAAACGUUAAAGGGAAAAACACAGAAAAUCCAAAUGUGAGGAUUUUGAGCGACACCUUAAGUAAGAUGAUGAUAGAAAAAGGAGACAAUUCAAGAGCAAUGGUUUUUGUGAAGGCAAGGGCUACUUGCAGAUCUCUUGCUGCAUUUUUGGACAGGGAUCUCCAGAGUAGUGGAGCUAAAGCGAGUCCAUUAUAUGGAAAGGAAAAUCGUGGUGGAGAUGACGGAAUGACAGAAAGUCAACAAACAGAGAUAUUAGACAGGUUUCGCAGUGGAUUCUUCAAAGUACUAGUAUGUACAUCUGUUGGGAAUGAGGGUAUAGAUGUUCCUGAUUGUAAUAUUGUUCUUAGUUACGAGUAUUCCGGAGAUGAAAUAACAAAAAUACAAAUGAAAGGUCGUGCUCGUAAGAAAAAAGCGACAACAAUCACUAUGGGAAGUAAUAAAGUAGUAGAGCAAGAAAUGAUCAAUACAUACAAAGCUGCAAUGAUGUAUAGGGCAAUGAUAAUUGUCAAACAGUUGGAUCCAAAAUACAUCAAUAUGAAAGUCAAUGCCUUCCAAAGUGAAGAAACACAUAAAUACAGAUUUAAAGCAGAAGUUGAGAAGUUGAAAAAGGGAAGGAAGUCUGAUGAAAAUUACGCGAUUUUGUGUGGAAGAUGCAACACUUUUGCUUGUUAUGUCUCAGAUGUAAGGCAGCUCGGACAUGAUCAUAUCGUAAUUGAUAAAGAUUUCGCUGACAAGAUUACAAGAAAAGAACACAAGAAGCCGAAAACAUAUGACGGCCUACACAAAAAAUACAAGAUGAUUUGCAAGAAAUGCCCAAUAGACUGGGGUAUAAUUGGACUAAGAGAUGGCUUAGACUGCAUGAUCCUAAAAAUCAUCAAUUUCAAGUUUAGGAAUUUGAGAACACAUGGCGUGAGUACCUACAAGAAAUGGAUCGAUGUACCGUACGAUGUUCCUGAAAUAAAGUUGGAAGAUCUACCAAGAUUGCUAGGAGGUCCAGAGGAAUUAUAAUUGUUCGUGUAAAAGACGAAAUAAAAAUUAAGAUUUUUAACCACUUAAGUAGUUAAAUUUCGGGAUGACAAGUAUUUAUAAUAUCUUUAAUGUAGGGUUAUAAAUGUAUUACAAUGUUAAUGAAUAUUUAAUGUUUUUCUUGUUUUAAAAGUUAUUGUCUACCAUGUCAUAAUUCAAAUAUUGUUUCAUUUGUUAUUAUUUGUUAUUAAAUGUAUGUCCUUGUUUGAAAAAAAAUGAAAAGGAAUUUUUAGAUCCAUAUUGUAGAUAUUGAUUAUAACUUUAAAUAAAUUAUAGAUAUUAUGUUUUUGAAAUGAUUUUGAAAUAGGAUUUAGUUCAUGUAUAUUUGUUGCUUACAAGUGUUUAAUUUGUGAAACAGCUUUUUGUAUAUUGCUCUAAUAAUUUUUUUAGCACUGAAUGGAAAUUAAAAUAAAUUUGGUAAAUACAUUUUUCAAUAUUCAUGAUCAUAGAAUUUGAAUUUAGUGAUAUUAGUUAUUUGGAUAUCAGACAGGUUAUUUAAUUGCUCAGUAUAAACGGUUGAAAUAUUAUAUAAAAGCGAUGUUUAUGUUGUAAACAACGGUUUUUACAAGUCAUGAACCAUGUUAGACAUCGUUAUAACAAAUUGAUAAAAAAGAGAAUUGCUAUAUUUGAGGUUAACGAAAAUUACUUAAUAAAUAGACACUAGUGGUGAAGAAAGAUUAGAUAAAUAGAAGCGACGUUACAAACGUUCAGUACAUAUAAUACAUACCAUGUAAUACAUACUGUACCUUCUCGGGCAAAAGUUACCGUUAUUGAGCAAGUAUGUACUUGUUAGUCCUGAAUUUCUGGCUUUCAAAUAAUUUUGUAUAUUAAUUGGUAUCAAGAUUACACUCUAUACAAGAGUGUUCAUGUCGUGGUGCAACACCGUACUCUCCCCCUCCCCCGAUUACAGAAAUAAUUACGUUGUAUUCAAAUUCGUUUAAUUCACGAUUACUUUCGAACCUCGAGAUAAAUUACUGAAGACUAUUUAUGAUAAUUAAAAUCGGCGUACAAACAAACAAAACAAACUUACAAAACGUUUAAAGUUGUAUUAUUUAGUUACUAUUGCUGUUUGAUUUUAUGCCUUCAUAAAACUUAGUGUGAUUAGAUGGUGACGUUAUGUCGAUUAAAGUGUAAAUGCUGAUUGUCAAGGUAAGAAUCUAAAAUUGCAAUUUUCCAUAAUGGUCUUUAAUUUUGGAUUCCACUUCGCAAAAGUAAUCAAGAACUCACGGGCUAAACGGUUAUUUCUAUAGAAUCCAUUAUAAAAUAUAUUGCUAACGUAAGCUUGAUUAAUAAAAGGGUGGUACAGGUUAUUUUUAUAUUUCAUACUUAAUAUAUGUUAUCAUAAUUUAUCAGUAAGUCUACCACAAUUGUACAGGUCAAUCAGACUGAACUAAUCAGAUACAAUUAAUAAAUAGCACACGCAUACAUAUAUACAAAGUAUAUCGAUUCAAAGUGAAACUUGAAAUUUUAAUUUAACCAUCUUGUGUUGUGUUGCUUUAACGAUGUUAACGGAUAUUCACGUCGAAAUUGUUUCUCCAUUAAUCGUAUAGCUUCAUUUCAUUGAGAAAUAAAAUUUGGUAAAAAUUACUGAAUUUAUUGAAAAUGUUCAUACUUUUGUACAUGCAAAUGAUAGCGAUUUAUGUAAUCAAACCUAUAUUAAAAAAACUAUAUGAAUAUUUCUAUACUAUUUCGGGAGUGCUUAAUUCGUAUAUUAAAAAAAACAAGAAACAAAAAGAUAAUUUCUUUUUAAUAUAUAGAGACAUCCUUUUUUCAUAAUUAUAUUUACGGUGAAUUUCAGUGUUCCUUUUUUCUUCCCUUUGUCAUGUUUAAGUUUAGUUAAUCUCAUAAGUCAUGAAGUAUACAACUUUCAUGAGUUACUCUUUUAGUACUUUAUAUCAGUUAAAUUGUAUGCCUCUAUAAUGUUGUUGUUAGUGCAUUUUUGCCAUUCUUGUACAACUUUAAAUUUAACUGUUAAGUUGGCAUACUCAGAAAUACAAGUUUAUGUUGUAAUUUCAUUUUUCUUUAAGUAAAGAAAGUCUGCUGUACACUUAUUUGUUAUAAGGAUUCUCGACAGGUUAUUUAGCAGUGUAUAAACGGUUGUUUGCAAUGGAACCCUCGCUGAGCAUUUCGGAUUAUAUCACACCAUAAUUAACAUUUUCCUCACCAUGUUGGCUAUAAAGAUUGUACAAUGUGUUACAUGCUAAAUAAAAUGUAUGUGAUGUAA
Ruditapes philippinarum (Manila clam) is the source of this 5369-nucleotide messenger RNA. RefSeq names its product antiviral innate immune response receptor RIG-I-like. The transcript has 16 exons. Gene Ontology annotation, cellular component: cytoplasm. Gene Ontology annotation, molecular function: nucleic acid binding; ATP binding. The coding region runs from base 2 to 3127 and encodes 1041 amino acids. The record is from RefSeq and is a predicted model, not a curated record. Lineage: Eukaryota; Metazoa; Mollusca; Bivalvia; Venerida; Veneridae.